AUGGAGCAACCGGCCGUGAGCGAGACUAUCAAUGGGGGUACGUACGCGAAACACAAAAACCCCGAACGAAUGCUUCAGUCGGUCGAACGGCUUACGCAGGAGCUGGUGUCCCAGUUGGAAGAACGGCACGUGCGUACUAACCCGGAGGAAUGCAGUUCGAUCGUUACCGGCGUACAGUUCAAGAUAGGCGAAAAGGUAACGACAACCACGACAAUGACCGCGGUUGUGACGGCAACGGCGACGGCAACGACGACGACGACGGUGGCGACGAGUCGGGUAAUCAAGCCUGUGCGCGUCGUAUCCAAUCCCGGCUCACCGAGGACGCGAAAGUUACAGCGUGAAUCUUCCAUCAACAAAGAGGCGGAUGAGUCCAAGGUUAAACCCAUAAAAAGCCAAGAUGUGAAAAGUGUGAAGAAAGAGCAACAGACCAAAAUCGCCAAACCGGUAGUGGAAACCGUUACGAAGGUUUCCCGCGUUCGGCAACCAGUAGUGCCAAAGGGUGGCUCCAUUAUUACCAGCAGAACACCGGCAAAACCUUCCAUCGGCAGUCCCAUCCAUCGUCCGGUUGCGAAACCACUCGCCACAAAACCGUACGCUCAACGUUCGGCGACGAAAAAGCUUCAACGUGACGCCACCCGGCAGCAAGCAGAAGCUCAAACCACCAACCGGAUGGUAAACCGGUGUCGAAAAUCCCACUACCGAAGGGUGAGAAAACUAACACACCACCGAGUCGUAUUCCACCGCCGAAGCGGACCACACUCCAGGCGGGAAAGCAGUCAUCCAAGCUCGGUGCAUUGAAAACGUCUCCUGAUGGUGCCCUUAAGAAGUAACGGCGCAUAGCUAGCUUCCUUUUCUCUGUCGCUCUCUUUCGCGUAAUCUUAGCUAGCUUAUCUCAUGGAUGGUAGCAAUUGAAACAAAUACUUUACUAUCUUACACACGUGCCCGGCUUGCUUAAUAGAAGGCGAUACCGUUUGCUGCUGGUCGGGAUCGGUCAGAUGAUUUAUCCAUUGGCCGGUUAGUCGGGGCCCCGUAGGGUGUUCGAUUCCUUUCUUUUCGUCUCUGUUACGU
Messenger RNA from Anopheles stephensi (Asian malaria mosquito), 1068 nucleotides. RefSeq lists its product as uncharacterized. The record is from RefSeq and is a predicted model, not a curated record. Lineage: Eukaryota; Metazoa; Arthropoda; Insecta; Diptera; Culicidae. The coding region runs from base 1 to 798 and encodes 265 amino acids. The transcript is spliced from 2 exons.